GCGCUGCCCUAUAGACUUCUGACCCAACGGCUGGAGCGCACUUGGAGGGCGGGCUAAGAUCCUAAAAGAACCAUCGCCAUUGGCGGGAGCCCUCACUGAAGAAGGAUGCUAAUUGGUUUGCAGUCGGCCCUAAGCAUGAAGAAGCAGGUUGCUAGCACCCGCCUUUACUGCGGCUGAGUGUCACUGCUGACGUGGGGGCGGCUGUCCAAUCAUCUGGGUCAUCAUCAGAAAAGCUAAGUUUGCUAUACAGUAAGGAUCAGGAGAUCUGACCCUGGUUGCAGAACCAUUCCUGGUUGCAGAAUACAGGGUUGUAUUCCCACUUCAUCUUUCCAGACCAUCCUAGGAAAUACUAGGAAUCCUUGGAAGGGAAAGAAGGAACAUUGUUGGUUGGAAUAAAAACAGGGUUGAAUGAGUUCCAGAAAGCAGGCUUCUCAAACUCGUGGACAACAAUCUGCUGAAGAAGACAACUUUAAGAAACCAACUCGAAGCAAUAUGCAGAGAAGUAAGAUGAGAGGAGCUGCCUCGGGAAAGAAGUCAGCUGGUUCGCAGCCAAAGAAUCUCGAUCCAGCCCUGCCCGGAAGAUGGGGAGGUCGCUCUGCUGAGAACCCCCCUUCCGGUUCUGUGCGGAAGACCAGGAAGAACAAGCAGAAGGCUCCUGGCAACGGAGACGGAGGCAGUACCAGUGAAGUCCCCCAGCCCCCUCGGAAGAAAAGGGCACGGGCUGACCCCACUGUGGAGAGCGAGGAGGCAUUCAAGAGUAGGAUGGAGGUGAAGGUGAAGAUCCCUGAAGAAUUAAAACCGUGGCUGGUGGAGGACUGGGACUUGGUUACGAGGCAGAAGCAGUUGUUCCAGCUCCCUGCUAAAAAGAAUGUCGAUGCCAUUCUUGAGGAGUAUGCCAAUUGUAAGAAGUCGCAGGGAAAUGUUGAUAAUAAGGAGUACGCAGUUAAUGAAGUUGUAGGAGGGAUAAAAGAGUAUUUCAAUGUGAUGCUGGGCACUCAGCUGCUGUACAAGUUUGAAAGGCCUCAGUAUGCUGAGAUUCUGCUGGCUCACCCUGAUGCGCCGAUGUCGCAGAUCUAUGGGGCGCCACACCUCCUGAGAUUAUUCGUGAGAAUUGGGGCAAUGUUGGCCUAUACGCCCCUUGAUGAGAAAAGCCUGGCAUUAUUGCUGGGCUAUCUGCAUGAUUUCCUUAAGUAUCUGGCAAAGAAUUCUGCCUCUCUGUUUACUGCCAGUGAUUACAAAGUGGCUUCUGCUGACUAUCAUCGCAAAGCCCUGUGAAGGUCUACUGACCGCUCACUAUUGUCUGGUAUCUGUAAACACUUCUGUUUAGUCCUUUCAUGGUAUAAUUGAUGUUCUUUAAAACUGUCAGUGUAAAACAGGGCUUAUGUUUCAGUUUGUUUUCCUGUUCUGUUGUAGACAGAAAAUAAAAGGAGUGCCCAGCUCCUUUCCUCAUUUCAAAGUUGCUACCAGUGUAUGCAGUAAUUAGACAAAGAAGAAAUUCAGUAGACCAUUUUAUUGCCUAGUUGACAACAUUGCUUGAAUGCUGGUGGUUCUAUCCCUUUGACACUACACAGUUUUCUAAUAUGUGUUAAUGCUACGUGAUGAGAUGCCCUGGUUCCUAGUGCCAAAGGUUCAACUUAAUGUAUAUACCUGGAAACCCAUGCAUUUGUGCUUUUUUUUUUUUUAUGGUGCUUGACGUCUGUAAACAGCCCAUCCUCUGCAAGUCCAUCUUUGUUGUUCCUUAGGCAUUCAUUCUAUCUUUGCUCAAAUUGUUGAAGGAUGGUGAUUUGUUUCCUGGUUUUUGUAUUUGAGUCUAAUGCACGUUCUAACAUGAUAGAGGCAAUGCAUUAUUGUGUAGCCACAGUUUUCUGAAAAGUUGAUAUUUUAGGAAUUGUAUUUCAGAUCUUAAAUAAAACUUGUUUCUAAAUUUCAAAGCAAAAAAAAAAA
Mus musculus (house mouse) is the source of this 1944-nucleotide messenger RNA. RefSeq names its product mortality factor 4 like 2 (gene Morf4l2). Gene Ontology annotation, biological process: regulation of cell cycle; regulation of DNA-templated transcription; chromatin organization. Lineage: Eukaryota; Metazoa; Chordata; Mammalia; Rodentia; Muridae. The transcript has 4 exons. The record is from RefSeq and is marked validated. Gene Ontology annotation, cellular component: nucleus; nucleosome; nucleolus. The coding region runs from base 409 to 1275 and encodes 288 amino acids.